AUGGGAGAUUGGGAGGUUUCUGGUGAUACCUGGGGAUCCGGCGGAGGCAAUGGCUCGGGAUGGAGUCAGCCUCAAGUUAUUUGUGGUGCUUGCAGCCAGGAAGGCCACGAAGAAGCAAGCUGCCCCAACCAGCACACGGAAGCCGCCAAUGACGACUCCAACAAUAAAUGUUUCAACUGCGGUGAGACUGGUCACCGAGCUUCUGACUGCCCGACACCUCGAGACACGGCCUGUCGUUAUUGCAAGCAGGAGGGACACAUGAUUCGGGACUGCCCAGACAAGCCGCCCAUGAGAUGUGACAACUGCGGUCAGGAAGGUCAUUUGCGGAAGAACUGCGAGAACGCGCGAGUCGUCAACCGAGAUCAUGUCGCCCAUGUUUCUCCCGAGGAAGCUCUGUCCAAGCUCAAGACGGCUUGCUCUGAGCGAGAUGUUGACGACGCGAAAGAAGCGGUCCAGGAAUACGUCAAGGCUGUCGGAGGCGACAUCACCUACCGUCAGCUGCAGUCUCUUUUCAUUGACAAAGGUAUCAAUCUCUGGCUUAUUGCUUCUGAGCGCCAACUCGUCAACGUCUUCACCAAUAUGGACCUUCAGGGCCAUACUGGAAAGAAGUACACAGUCUCCUACAGAUUCUCGGAGAAGCCUGAACGCCCUCAUGAGGCUGAGUCCUUUCCAAAGAGCCGCGAGGAGCUCUUGGGGAGACUUGAUGAUGCUGGCGAAGUGGUUGACACCGGUCUUCGAAAGUGCCAGAACUGUGGUGAACUAGGGCAUUCCAGCAAGUUUUGUACGCAGGAGCAGGUCGAGAAGAAAGCCGCGCCCGUCAUUUCUUGCAACAACUGCGGCGGGGAGGGUCAUCGUGUUCGGGAUUGUUCCGAGCCACGAGUGGACAAGUUUGCCUGCCGAAAUUGCGGAAAACCUGGCCACCGGGCGUCCGAAUGCGAAGAGCCACCCAAUUUGGACAAUGUGGAGUGUCGAAGAUGCGGCGAAAAGGGCCACAUGGGCAAGGAUUGCCCGCAGGGAGGUGGUCGGGCGUGUCGCAAUUGUGGCCAGGAGGGACAUAUGGCCAAAGAAUGCGACCAGCCUCGUAACAUGGACAGUGUUAGUUGCCGUAAUUGCGAAAAGACUGGGCAUUUCAGCAGGGACUGCCCCGAGCCAAAAGAUUGGAGCAAAGUGCAGUGCUCAAACUGCCAAAAGUAUGGGCAUAUGAAAGUUCGCUGCAGGGAACCUCUUGUUGCUGAUGGUGACGGCGGUUUCCCUGAUGCAGCUGAAAAUUCCAACGGGUUGGCCGCCGAUUCCGCUUGGCCCAGUGGCGACACGGGCGGCCGAUGCGUUGAACUGACAGCCCAGAAUUGUGGAUGGUAA
Molecule: messenger RNA, 1359 nt
Organism: Metarhizium album ARSEF 1941
Lineage: Eukaryota; Fungi; Ascomycota; Sordariomycetes; Hypocreales; Clavicipitaceae
Product: Zinc finger, CCHC retroviral-type
Exons: 8
Coding region: 1-1359 (452 amino acids)
Molecular function (GO): nucleic acid binding; zinc ion binding
Source: RefSeq, a predicted model, not a curated record